AACAAAAAAAAAGAAAGAUUAAAAAUGUUAACCUGAUCAAAAGAGAAAGAAAAAAAAAGAUAAUCCGUUUUACUAAUUCUAAAAAAAGCCAAAGGAUUUGAUAGGACAAUCAAAUUGACCACUAAUCUGUUUAGAAUUUCAUAAAUAUAUCUCAUCAUGGAUUAACUUUUAAAUGGAUUAAUUUAUCUUCUUCAAACUGUUUAAAUUUUCCUCUUAUAAGACGCGCUCUUUCCAGAGGGAGCUCCAGUUUAACUUGUUCCGUUUCCGUGAUCAGUCAUUUUGUUUUUAUUUUCAACAGAAGAUUUUUUUUCAACACAAUUAGUUAAUUGUUUUUUUCGGUUUAAUUAAUAACUUUAAUCAUCAUCUUUAAAUAUUUUUUGCUUCUUCUUAAUCAUCUCUACUCUCUACUCAUCAAGUAAUUCACAUUAUCAACUCUUCAAAAUGGCUGCUGACAAAAUUGAUAUGUCUCUGGAUGAUAUAAUUAAAAUGGACGGAAUCUCUGGUGUUAAAAGAGGACAAGGUGCUGGAGGUGCUGGUACUAGACGUGCUGGUAAUACAGGCUCUGGUGGUAGAGGUAAUUCUGGUACUGGUGGUGGUAACAGAAAUAAUAACAAUAAUAAUAAUAAUUCAAAUCGUGGUGCCAUGAGAAACAAGAUGAACCGUAAUUUUAAUCGAGCUGCUCCUUACUCAAGGGCCUCAAGGAUACCUGAUCAAUGGCAACAUGAUAUGUUUGAUGGACCCUCACGUGGAGGGGCAUCUGGAUCCAAUCAUUUGCUGGUCUCAAAUUUGGACUAUGGUGUUUCUGAUAAAGAUAUUCAAGAUUUAUUUGUUGAAUUUGGAUCACUUAAAAAAGCCGCUGUACACUAUGAUCGAUCUGGUCGAUCACUUGGUACCGCUGAUGUAAUUUUUGAAAAACGAGGCGAUGCCGCUGCAGCCAUGAAACAAUACAAUGGUGUCCUCCUUGAUGGACGACCCAUGAAAAUUACAAUUGUACCUUCAUCAGGUGAUAAUCAAAGACGAUCGGCACCCAUUUCUCCUGGUGCAGGUAACUUCAGAUCUCAAAAAUUCGGUAAUACCUCCAGAGGUGGUGGAACCGGAUCUAGACAAAAUCAACAACAACAACAACAACGUAAUCGUAAUCGUGGAAAUGGUGGUGGUAAUGGUACCGGUGGUAUGUCCAAUAAUCGUGGUCCAAGACGAAAUAAUCAAAACCGAAAGCCAGUCACUGCUGAAGAAUUGGACGCUGAUUUGGAUGCUUAUGUCAAUAAAUGAAAAUGUGACCUGAACGUUUUUUUUGGUUCUAAGCCUAACAUUAAACACUAUCCACAAUACUAUUUCAACAAACAAAAACUGUUAUCCUCAUCAACUUAAUUUUGUCAUCUAUUUCAUCAACUCUCUCUCUCUCUCUCUCACACCAAUUCAUCAACAAACCAAAUUCACCACACACAAAAAUCAUCAUUCAAUAAACAUCUCAACAUUCUAAUUAA
This is a messenger RNA of Panonychus citri (citrus red mite), 1487 nucleotides long. RefSeq names its product THO complex subunit 4-like (gene Ref1). Lineage: Eukaryota; Metazoa; Arthropoda; Arachnida; Trombidiformes; Tetranychidae. Bases 442 to 1272 code for a protein of 276 amino acids. The record is from RefSeq and is a predicted model, not a curated record. Gene Ontology annotation, molecular function: mRNA binding. The transcript has 3 exons. Gene Ontology annotation, cellular component: nucleus. Gene Ontology annotation, biological process: mRNA export from nucleus.